Messenger RNA from Schistosoma curassoni, 1152 nucleotides. The record is from the annotation of a GenBank genome assembly. NCBI's taxonomy places the organism in Eukaryota, Metazoa, Platyhelminthes, Trematoda, Strigeidida, Schistosomatidae.
AUGAUAUUUUGUUACGUAGGUCUAAUAACAGUCUUACUGACUACAUUGGUACAAGCGGUGACUGAUUCAGAUAUAAAAAGAAAAUAUCGAUAUGAUUGCGCUAUAUAUACAGUGGAUAUUAAACAACAUCCGGACAGCAUGUACAGAUACGAAUUAGAGUUGGUGGGUUCGAAGAACCCGAAGGUAGUGGAAACUUCAAAUACAGUGGAAUUGUGUGAAAUACCAAUGUGUAAAGAGAUAGUUCUAAAAUUCGAAAUCUAUGAGAAGAAAAAGAAUGACGAAGAUUUCAAAAUCAUCUUCUCAAAGGAAUAUAAAAAAUCUUUAGAAGCACCUAAAAUCAGUGAAAUGAAAGUACGUUUCGAUGAUGCCAAAACUGCUAUCAUUAACUGGAAACUUCAAGAUUACGAAAACUGCAAGGAUAAAGAAUUACAAUUCGCUCUAUUUGGCGACAAAACGGUUAUUCAGAUGGCUAAAGGACAAGAAAUCAGGGUUCCAUUUUUAACAUCAGACAGUUCCUACAUCGUACACGCUUUUCCAAAUCACGUGGACACGGAGACCACUGUAUACAUGUCCGCUGGGCUUAAUAUCAAAGUUCUCGAUUAUAAAGAAAGUCCUGAUUCUGAUUAUAAAUAUGAAUUGGAAAUACCCAGUAAUACGGAGUUAAAAGCAGUAUCUACUUCAAACAAAGUGAUUUUGUGUGGCAUACCAUUGUGUAUACCACAAGUUUUAAAAUUUACCAUAUCUAAGAAGCUGAAGACUGAGACCGAUUUCAGAAAAAUAUUCACCGAAGAAUUCGAAAAGACUCUAGGUGCACCUAGGAUUUCAGAUAUCGUUUCUGAAUCCAGUGAUUCACUAUUCGUAACGUUGCGUUGGAAGCUUCAAGAUCGAGAGAACUGCAAAAACAAAAUACUAGUAUUUAACUUAUAUGGAGAUACAACAAUUAUGCAACUAGCUAAGGGAGAAGAAAUGAAGAUUCCUGGUUUAAAACAUGGGCAAACAUACACUAUAUAUGCUUUCCCAAGUCAUGUGGACAGUGAAACUCACGUUUACAUGAGCGCUCCACAUAGUUUCACAGUAACUGAACUGGAAAGAAUUUAUGCAUUUAAAGAUCUAGCCUCAGUCAACGUUCAUUACAAAGUGUUUACGGCUUGA